This is a messenger RNA of Staurois parvus, 378 nucleotides long. The record is from the annotation of a GenBank genome assembly. NCBI's taxonomy places the organism in Eukaryota, Metazoa, Chordata, Amphibia, Anura, Ranidae.
UUCCAUGGUGGUAAACAAGCUGGUGAGAAAGUGUUUGUGACCAAUGGUCUUGAAGAAAAUUUUGAAAAUGCCCAGAAGACAUGUAAAGAAGCUGGAGGACACUUAGCUAUGCCAAGAAAUGCAGCAGAAAAUAGUGCUGCUCAAGAGAUUCUUCACACUAAGGGAGAGACAAUCAAAGCUUUCUUGGGUAUAUCAGAUUUACAGGUUGAAGGGAUGUUCAAGUACUUGACAGGAGAGAAGUUGGCAUUUACUAACUGGAACUUAGGAGAGCCAAAUAACAGUAAAGACAAUGAAGACUGUGUAGAGAUCCAGGACAAUGGGAAAUGGAAUGACAUUCCAUGCAAUUUACUGCGACUAGUUAUCUGUGAAUUUCAAUAA